AUGAGAACAUCAAUUAUUUUAAAACUAUUUCUAUUUUUAAAUAGUCUGCUCUCAAUACCCGGAUACCUAAUCAAAUUUACCAAUUUAGAAUGUCACGUUAUCGAUAAGGAAUAUGCGAACAUACAGCAGUGUCGCCUAAAAGUGGUGGAUCGUAAUAAAGUUUCGCUAAAUGUCCAUUUAGGAAUGUUGCAACUUCCUUUAAGCAAUAUAACGAUCGGUGGCCAACUGUUGCGCAAAAGUAAUGAUUAUCGUCCCUUUCUUUACAACACCACGGCGGAUUUUUGUAGUUUUGUUAAAAGUGGCCAUAGAUUUUUAUUCUGGAAAAUCUUAUAUGACAUUAUACGGCCGUAUACCAAUGCCAAUCACACUUGUCCCUAUAAUGACGAUCUGAUUGUGAAAGAUUUGCUUCUGAAUGAAAAUCUUAUGAAACUUGUGCUAUUUCCCACAGGCGAUUAUAUGCUUCGUUUAUACAUGUAUUCCUUCAAUGAUCUUAAGGUUAAGGCAAAUGUUUAUAUUGCUAUAAAAGAAUAUUGA
Molecule: messenger RNA, 534 nt
Organism: Calliphora vicina (urban bluebottle blowfly)
Lineage: Eukaryota; Metazoa; Arthropoda; Insecta; Diptera; Calliphoridae
Exons: 3
Coding region: 1-534 (177 amino acids)
Source: RefSeq, a predicted model, not a curated record